GUCAAUAUCUCGUUUGACAUACAUGUAUUUACAUGUCAAUAAAUAAUAUCGAUAGUAGCGAUCCUUAUAUGUUGUUUAAAAUUCAGAAAAGGAAUGUAAAUAAAUAAUUAUUUAUCGAAAAUGCAUGAAAAUACCGACGAUACGACUGAACAGCCAAUUAAGAAAAAAGUUCCAGUUAAAUUAGUGUUGAAAUUAGUUCUGAUCGUCUUCCUAGCGUUAGGUCUUGGCUACAUACACUACCGGUAUGUCUCUCACCUGUUCGAGAAUGACCGCAACUUCUCCUACCUUUCUGAGAUGGAGAGGGAGAUGUCCUUCCGCACAGAGAUGGGCUUCUACUACUCAUAUUACAAAACUGUCGUGGAGGAACGUCCGUUCGUGGCGGCUAUGUCAAAAUUGAUGUAUGAUAGACUUGUGGAGUAUCCGAAAGAUGUAAACGCAUUUAAUAGAUUUAACAUACACCCUGAGGUGUUGAUAGGUAGCAUGUACCGGUACUUAGAGCCCCUACUGAACACCAGCGCCCACCGGCAGUGUCACUUGGUGGAGCGAGGGCAGGGUCUAGCAGCGGUCGAGAGCUGCGUGGGGUUAGGACAACCUAUUAUGUUCUAUUUGGAAGCAGUUUGGUGGCUCGCAGGCCUUACUGUUGCUGGAUUGUUUCUGCAUGCUACAGCACUUAGUGAGAGCAUCCUCGGCGGUGGUAUAGCGGUGGCCCAUUAUUUCGCCAACCAUGCGGAGUGCACCCGAGUGCAAUGGGCGCCCAAUGAGCGAGAGAACAUGGCAGCGCCACUGCUCUUACUGCAGGCGUGGUUGGUGAGCCUACAGUUGCGGGACAAAGAUAGAAGGACCACAUUCCAACUGCAGGUUUCAAUCUUCAUUCUCAACGGCCUGUGCCUCCUCUUCUGGCAGUUCACACAGUUCAUAUUCCUCACGCAGACAGCCAUAUUCUUCGUCAUGGAGCAACUGAAGAUCAUAGACCUCAAGUCCCUAUGUGUCUUCCUGCAUUCACACUUCUGUGGAUUACAUAUGGCCGUGUUGCUACUGCAAGGGAACGACAUGCUAAAAUCGUCCCUAUUCGCAUCAUUCUUCGUGGUUGUAUCUGUCUACUGUUUGUUCUUCAGCUCGCUGCGCAUUAAGGUUCAUAAUCGCUUGGACUUAUUUGUAGAAGCGUGGUUGGUUGUACUCCGUUUGGCUAUAGUGGUGUGCGCUUCGUUCUACUUGAAGAAGGUCAUAAGCGACUUCCUAGAAGUACAGGAGGACUCGCAUAUUUGGGAUAUUUUGUAUUCGAAAUUCACAAAUUAUAAAAGCUUUCACACGUUAAUAUAUACAUGUUCGGAUGUAUUCGAUUUUCUACCUUGGAGCUCUAUUAAAAAAAUGCUACAUUCCUUCUUGAUACCGUUUGUUCUAAUAAAUAUAUUGAAUGUCUGCAAUUACUGGCUGUUUAACGCAAUAAAUGCAUCACGAAAGAGAGAGAUAGAAGAUAUUCGCGUGGAAACAGAAAAGGACAACGAAGAAGACACUGAUGAUAGCGGCAUAGAGAAUAAUGCAGAGACAAUUAAAAAUAAAAACGACACAGAUAAGAAAUGUGAUGUGAGCACAGAGAAUGAGGAGAGCGUAGACGGUGUUGUGUUUUUUUUGAAAAAUCUAAAAAUUGACGCGGCGGUUUUUUAUAAUAUGUCACAAAUGGCUGUUUACGGGGUGAUGGCGGCGCUGGUGAUGAGACUGAAGAUGUUGUUCACCACGCAGCUGUGUGUGAUCUCUUCAUUAUUGAUGAACAGAAAAUAUUAUCAAUUACCAAAGAGAUACAUGAAAUAUAUACCGUUGCUGUGGGUGGUGGUGACAUUACCACUCGUGCAAGAUCUCAUAGGCAACGUGUCCCAUGAAAUGUCGCACGUUGGUGAAUUCAGCGAUAUACCCCAAGAGGAGUUGUUGGAGUGGAUCAAGAGGGAGACUGCCAGCGGUGCAUCGUUCGCGGGUACGAUGCCCCUGUUAGCCACAGUGAUGCUCGCCUGCAGGAGGCCUAUAGUCGCACACCCACACUAUGAACAUUACGACGCUAGGGAACGAGCGUAUGCUGUAUACAAGACUUACGGGCGGUUCUCUUCACAAGAGCUGUACAGUGAACUGAGCAAGCUGCGAGCAACGUACCUUAUUAUCGAAUACAAGUACUGCUACGGAAGAAGCAGCAAAGGGUGUUCAUUCUAUGAGAUAUGGGACAUCGAGGCCCCGGAGUACCGCGGUCGGCCGCGUCUCUGUCACAUACUGCUCACGGAGACUGUGGAGCAUUUCUUCCCGAUGUUCCGCAACGAUCACUACGCAGUCUUCAGGAUUCACGACGUCAGUGUUCGGUAUAUGCCUCGUAGCUUCGACACUUGACAGUUGUUGAGCGAGCGAUGAUGCCCACGCCGCUUAAUCUAUUACUAAUCAAAAAUAUCAUACACAUCGGUACAGCUCGUUUAUUCAACAUUACUACAAUGCUAAAUAUGAAUAUCUCGAAUUGUUAACUGUACUUAUUUAAUUAGUAUUAUAUGAAAGGAUGUAUUUUUAAUUAGAUCUAGGGCUUCCGUAAAUUACGUCUCGUCACGGACAGGAGAGGGUGUGACAAUGUGUGACAUUGUGUCACAAGGUGCUGGGAUGUAUGAGUUACAAGGUUGGUGUAAAAAAAUGUAACAUACUAUCUAGACGACUGUACAAAUAAAUAAAUAAAAUUUAAGUGUUUGUAGUUUCAAAUUAACAACUUUUCAGUAAAUGAAAAGGAAAGUAUGUAUGUAUAUGGUACUUACAUGAAACAAUUAAUUUUAAUAAUUUUAAUUAUUUUAAUAAAUGAGGGGGGAAGGUGUAAAUUACGUUAAAAUGUAAGUAGUUGGGGGACAGUGUAAAUUGCAUUAAAAUGUAACUAGAUGGGGGAAAGUGUAAAUUGCAUUAAAAUGUGACUAGUUGGGGGACAGUGUAAAUUACAUUAAAAUGUGACUAGUUGGGGGACAGUGUAAAUUACAUUAAAAUGUGACUAGUUGGGGGACAGUGUAAAUUGCAUUAAAAUGUGACUAGUUGGGGGACAGUGUAAAUUACAUUAAAAUGUGACUAGUUGGGGGACAGUGUAAAUUGCAUUAAAAUGUGACUAGUUGGGGGACAGUAUAAAUUGCAUUAAAAUGUAACUAGAUGGGGGAAAGUGUAAAUUGCAUUAAAAUGUGACUAGUUGGGGGACAGUGUAAAUUACAUUAAAAUGUGACUAGUUGGGGGACAGUGUAAAUUACAUUAAAAUGUGACUAGUUGGGGGACAGUGUAAAUUGCAUUAAAAUGUGACUAGUUGGGGGACAGUGUAAAUUACAUUGAAAUGUAA
This is a messenger RNA of Achroia grisella, 3334 nucleotides long. Its product is annotated as probable C-mannosyltransferase DPY19L1. Gene Ontology annotation, cellular component: nuclear inner membrane. The coding region runs from base 121 to 2370 and encodes 749 amino acids. Lineage: Eukaryota; Metazoa; Arthropoda; Insecta; Lepidoptera; Pyralidae. The transcript is spliced from 10 exons. The record is from RefSeq and is a predicted model, not a curated record. Gene Ontology annotation, molecular function: mannosyltransferase activity.